Molecule: messenger RNA, 663 nt
Organism: Closterium sp. Naga37s-1
Lineage: Eukaryota; Viridiplantae; Streptophyta; Zygnematophyceae; Desmidiales; Closteriaceae
Source: the annotation of a GenBank genome assembly
AUGUAUCUGGGCGCCAAGAUCGGCUUUCUGGGAGCGAACGGGGCGGGCAAGAGCUCCCUCAUGCGCCUUCUUGCGGGGAAAGACACGGUGUUUGAGGGGGAUUACUACAUCGAUCCGAGCAUCAAGAUUGGGUACCUGGAGCAGGAGCCGCUGCUGGAUGAUGGGGUCACUGUUAUGGAUAAUAUCGAGCCUGCUCUUAAGGAGACCAAGGACCUGCUUCAGGAGUUUGAGGAGGUGAGUGUAGCGAUGGCAACAGCGGGAGACGCUGACAUGGACAAGCUGAUGACUCAGAUGGAGCGCCUGCAAACCCGCCUCGACGCCUGCAACGGCUGGGAGCUCGACAGGCAGCUUCAGAGAGCCAUGGACGCACUGCGCUGUCCUGCCGGUGAAGCCCCCGUGGCGAACCUGAGUGGCGGGGAGAGGAGGCGCGUUGCACUGUGCCGCCUGCUGCUGCAGGCGCCGGACAUUCUGUUUCUGGACGAGCCAACUAAUCAUCUCGACGCGGAGGCAGUGGCGUGGCUGGAGCGGUACCUGGCGGAGUUCAAAGGGACUGUUGUGGCCAUCACCCACGACCGAUACUUCCUGGAUAAUGUGAGUGGCAUGGCAUGGGGGUAUGAUGUGAUGGGUGGCAGUGGCAGGCAGGUGUCGUGGUAUGUAUGUUGA